Messenger RNA from Fraxinus pennsylvanica, 1146 nucleotides. The record is from the annotation of a GenBank genome assembly. Lineage: Eukaryota; Viridiplantae; Streptophyta; Magnoliopsida; Lamiales; Oleaceae.
AUGGACACCCAAGCACAGCAAACGAAGGGCGAUGCAAAUCAACACCUGAAACUCGCGAUAGCAAUGGCGAUUCUCAAAUACAAGCGACUUCAGAAGCCCAAUGAUGGUGAUCCUCAACUUCCUUGUAAUAAUGCAUCUGAAUCGGACGUCAUUAAGUGGAAACAGAAGGCCAAAGAACGGAAGGCUGAAAUUCUCAGACUUAAGGAAGAUCUCAGACUCGCUGAAGAUGGAAUUCAGUAUGAUGUAUUUCCACAAAGUGCAUCGUGCAAAUGCUAUUUCUUCGACACUUUUGGAGAAUUAAGCCCUAAGCUUUCCGAUGAUGGUUCUGAAUCCAAUCAAUGGAGAUUUAAGGAUGUGCUGCGUCGGAGAUUUCUUAGACAAGUGAGAUUAUGUGAGAGAAAGAGAAAACGACUUGGUGGCUUGACAGAGCAAACAUGUAUUUCAGAUUAUGCUAGUGAAAAUGAAUUGGAACAACUGAGGGCUUCUAUAGAUUUUCUGGUGGAACUUUGUGAGACUGUCUCUCCUCUCAGAGUCGAGGAGAGUAAUUUUAAGAACUGGUCACACGAGGCCGUUGAAUUCAUUCUUGACACAUUAAACACUCUGUCAUCAAUGGGAAUGGAAGAAGUAGCCAUUGAAAGAAAUAUCAGCAGCUUAAUCAUGCGUUUGGUGAGAAGAAUGUGUAAUACACCAGAAGAUGAAUCACACCACUCAACCAAUAAUGUCCAGUUCUAUGUUCAGCAUUUACUGCGUAAGCUUGGAAGCAAGGCUUAUGUUGGCCAACGUGUGAUCCUUUCUGUUUCUCAGAGAAUUUCUAUAACAGCAGAAAGUUUACUCUUCAUGGACCCAUUUGAUGAUGCCUUCCCCAAAAUGCAUAAUUGUAUGUACAUAAUGAUCCAGCUUAUUGAGUUUCUGGUUUCAGAAUACUUGCUAACUUGGUCAAAGAGUGAAGCCUUUGACUUAAAGCUUUUGGAAGAAUGGACGACAUCUCUUUGUCACGCUCGAAAAGCCUUGGAGCUCCUGGAGAGCAGGAAUGCACUGUAUAUCCUAUACAUGGAUCGCAUAAUCGGGGAUUUGAGUAGACAAUUGGGUCAGGUUUCCUUCAUCCAGAAACUAAAACCAGAUAUUCUUGCUAAAUUGUUUAGCUGA